AAAAAUAGGUUUAACAAUCACAAUUCAUAAUAUUAAAAUAUUAUAUCACAUGGUAUACACAACAAGAACUUUUUUACAGCCAGCUGAUUUGGUUGGCACGUGAUGCUUACUGCUUAGUGCAUAAUUAGUAAUUAGUAUACCAGUAAUAAUUUAAUAAUAAUAUCGUUAUUUUCAAUGAAGAAUUUGGAAUAUAUUGAUACGUAUCGGUUCAAUAUUGAGCAUUCAAGAAUUUACACGUGCUGUACCAACCACCGACCCGUAUCACACUUAUCUUAGAAACGGCGUGGUUUGGCUGAAUCGGAUGAAUGAUGGUUAAUGUGGCCCACAGAAUAGUACUACUGUAUGCUGUGGUCUUGGAACACAGCGACAGUAGACGUUUCCGUAAUUCCACAGAUAUAUUCUACUAAACUAGAUGCCCGACUUAAUGAAUUACUGUGUAUGGGUUUUUGAAGCCAAUGGUUGGGCAAUGUUUACAAUCUGUUAUCAAUAUUAUAGUGCAUACUAGAUAGAAAAUUGAUAACAUCGAUUUGUAAACAUUGCCCAACCAUAUAAGUUAGGGUAUGGGACGAUAGGCUUCAAGUAUGGUCUCAGAGUCGGGCAUCUGCCAUCUAGUAUAGUAUGUAUAUCUGUGCGUAAUUCGGGAUAACAGAUAUACAACAUCGGAUUGGCGCGCGGGAUUGUUUCCAUGUUUUUCGGAAGUUCAGACUACUGAUCACAUGUUAACAAUAACCCGGUCAGCUGAUCAAGUGUCGUUUCAAUAUUGUAUAUCGAUACGCACUGAGGCCGAACUUUAAAAUUGAUUUUGUAACGAAAUCUAAAAAUGAUUGACCACCCACUCACCCGUCACAACUUUCCAAUCAUCUAAAUUUAGGAAGUUAAGCGAUUUAGCGAUGGCGUCACAUGAAUACAUGAUAUAAUAUGAAUACGUAUCGAAUUUUUCUUCUUGAAAACCUUGUUUUGAAACAAAUUUGGUUGUACCACGAGUUUAUACCAUGUAAUAUCCUAAUGUCCUUAGUAACGCCGACUCGUGCUUUAACAAUCAUGAUGUACCGUUAGCCAAUUAUAAUGUUUUUUACCCAUCAAAAUAUCAAAUAAAUCAAUGUAACACUUGAAAUGCAUCGUUUAAGAAAUGAUGUUGUUUGUCAACAACUAGCUGUAGAUCUUAGCCAACUGGUUUUUUGCAUUAUUUUACCUAUCAAAAUUUUAUAAUAUUAUAUAUUACUAUAUAAGUAUCUCAUACCUUCAUGGCUUCAUGUGACAUAUUAAUAUAAGGUACCUAUUAAAUGUUUUACCCACAAACUGACUAUACCUAGUCAGGGCCUGCGAAAACUAUGGGAAACUGCCCAUGGUGCUAGUGCGUAAGAAGCGCCAAACUGGAAAUUAUAUUUCAAUUUAAUUUAUCUUUUGAUACGAAUAAAUGAGUAAAAUUAUCAAUAAUUUACACAAUUUUAUGUAUGUAUUAUAUGUAUUUAUGAUAAGUUGAUGUAUUCCCUUAAAAUUGGAUAUCUUAUAAUAUUGUUGACGAUCCCAGUUACAGUAGCAUCCGGUGAACGAAGUUUCUCUAAACUUAUUUACGUUCCUCAAUGAUAGAUGAUAGGCUCUUGUCAUCAGUAAUUUUGUCUAUUGAAAAUGAUUUAGCCCAAAAAAUAAACUAAGAAGAAGCAAUAAAACAGUUAUCUGAAUUAAGAGCUAUAAAAGUGAAAUUCUAAUAUUAUUUAUAUUAAUUUUAUAGUUAUAGUUGUAUUGUUAUAAGUAUCACAUUUAAAAUUAUUUUAUUUAUUAAUGCCAAGCGGUUAUUUUAUAAGUAAAUUAUUUUAUUAUCAUGUAAUAAAGUAAUAAUACAAAAUACAUAAUUUUUACUUAAUCUUACUAAAAAACUAAAUUCUUCUUUAACUUGGUAAGGGGGAUGAAUGGCACUAAAACAUGGUUUCGCCCAGGGCGCCAAUACUCUUAGUGCCAGCCCUGUACCUAAUGCUCUGGUUGAUUUUAUACUAAAUUUAAUUUCUGUUCACUUUUCAUAUUUUACUUAUUUCAAUAUACAUAAUACAUAAUAUAGAUAUACUGGAAAAAAGUAGGGAAUAAUGUUGUACCUAGAGACUUUAUUAAAUAUUACUUUUAACAGCUCUAAUUGUUAAUAUUCCAAGCUAAUGCAUUAUUAACAAUAUUAUAUGUAUAACAAAGCAAUAAAUGGUUUUUUCCUAACCCUAAAUCAACUGUUUUCUGAGAUAUUAUUUUUUUUCAAACCAAAAAAAUAUGGCCCAAGGUAAAACGAAUAUUAUACCUUGGAAUUUGGCAUAUAGAUAAUAUAUAUUAUAUUCACUUAAUAUAAGGUAGAUAAUAACAAAUUUAGUUCAAUCCUUUAAAACUUAAUAAUUAACGAUUUAUCCAAGAUACAUGCAUACUAAUUUAGAAAGAAUAAAUCUUUUUAGAUUUUAAAACUAAUUGUUUGUGAGAAUGGAUUACACCAUUCAAUUCUAAACAAUAUUUAACAUAAAAUUAUACUUUUAGUGAUACAAAAUUGUACAUAAUUUAUUUUUAUUUUUUCAGUAUUAAUUAAAAAUGUUAAAUUGCCUAAGCAAUGAUAGCAAAAUGCAAAUGAGACUGAAUAUUAAACGGCAUCGACAAAAACUUCUUCAAUAUUUAGAGAAUACUAAUGAUACUGUUUUAAAGCCUAAAAUCAAAUUAGUUUCAAAUGAUAUAGAAAAAUCUAAUUUGAAUCACAAUGUUAAACCAAUAAUUGCAUCUAAUACUGAGGUUCAAACCCCCAAACUACUACCAACCAUUAAGAUUACAAACUAUAGGAAUAAACCAAUCAUUCAAGUAAAAACGUAUGAAGCUGUGAUAGAUACUAAACCAAAAAAUCCUGAAGUUUUGACGGAUAAUAACAUAAAAAAAUACAAAACCAGAUCAAGUAUUACUGUGAAUCAACUUCCACCAAACAUUAAAGUAAAUAUACAAGAUGAGCCUAUAUCAAAUUUUAAAUUAAAACUAAAACCUUUACCAAACAUUGAAAUAAAAGACCCUGAACCUCCACCUGUCAUCGUAAAAAAACUCAAAGAACAAUUAAUUGAAGAGCUAUUUGAUAGUUCAAGUUCUGAAGAAAUCGAUGAUAAUAUUUCUGUUGGAAAUAAUGACGAUUGGAAUGAAAUUUAUCAAACACAUGAAAAGAGUGAUGUAGAUGAGAAUGACAGCAGAAAUGUACGCCUUAUACAAGCAGUUGGAUACGAUGCACAUAAACAACUGGCCAAUGACAUAAGUAAAGAAAAAUAUAUGUAUGAUAGGGCCGACAGUGAUAAACCUGUAUUGGACAUCAACUACCCAACCGCCAACAAGAGAAGCCGGACUAGAAAACCUCAAUUUAAAAUUGAUCAGUCUAAACACAGGUUUAGAAAACCUCUAGACAGGACGUUACAUAAUGCCAAAGAACGAGCAUGCCGAGAACGCAUUGCAAAAAAGUUUGCUAUUCUGAGAAAAUGUUGCAGCUAUUUGAACUCCAAUAGACGUGUGCCUUCAAAACAUAGCAUACUUUUAGCUGCUAAAAAAGAAUGCGAUUUGUUAAAACAUUUUGAGAAGAAAAUGCUUGCAGAAAAAAAAGUAUGGUUUAAAGCAAAUGAAAUUCUGAAGAAUAGGAUAGCUCAAUUCUAUAGCAGACUAUGAGGACAAAAAAUUAGCAUGUUUAACUGAUUAUAUAUGACAAGCCAGGAAAAUAUUAUGGUAAAUUUGUUAAUGUACCAACUUAAUAUUUUUUAAGUUUGAUAGGUAUAUAGAAAAAUAUGUAUAUUUUUAUAGUAAUUAUUAAUAGAUUUUGAAAAUGUAUAAAUGUUUUAUCUGUAUAUUAUUAUGUUGUGUACACAACACAGUCAAUAUGUACAUUUGUAGUCUGUGUUACGUGUUUCUAAUAACAACUCAUAUUUCUCUUUAUUUUUAUAUAUAUAAAAGUAUUAACGCUGAAUAAUAAAUUUAAUUUAUUCAGUCAUAGAUGAAUUACAUUUGUGUGCUCUUUAUGAGAUUCUGCAUAAUGUGACAGAUCCUCAUUUAUAUUAAAUCUGUUGUACAUAAUCAAAAUCUCAACUCCAUUUUAUGUAAUUGAUUCGUUUUCAUAUUAUCGCAAAAAUUAUUUUAAACCUCAACAUUCCGGCAAUGUUUUUAAUUUUAAGUUAUAACAAAUGUGAUGUUUUUAAAUUAUAAGUCUACUUUAUUGUGUAUUAUAAAUCAAAUAUUUUUCAUAAAUGUGUCCUUUAUCAAUUUAUCUCAUAGUUUUUAAACCCAUUAUCUAACUCCUCUUCUUUACAACACUUAUAUUAUUUUAUGUGUAUUCGUCUUAUAAGCUAAAUAGGUACCAAAAAACUAUUAUCUGCUGUACAUUAUAGUUCGGGUAGGGGGAAUAUCUAUAUUUGUAAUUAGUUGUAUUAGUUAUUAAGAUAAAUAUCAUCAGAAUACGAACAUACAAACUUGUUAUGUUUAGGACACUAUUCAAUUAUAUCAAUGUUGUAGUUAAGUAUAUUACCUAUUUUAUGAUUUAAAUGAUAGUAAGUAUUAACUGAACAAAAUUAAACAAUUUUUGUGUUUUCGGAUACUACAUUAAAAUAUGAAAUAAAAACAAGAGACAGCACAGAUAUCAUAUAUUUGGUGUUUAAUGCAUUAAAAAAAAAUUUGUUAGCAGUUUUGUAGAAGUAGAAUGACAAAAAACAAUAUAUACUUAUGAAAAUAGAAACUACAAUCUUGAAUUAACUACCAGCAAUAAAAUAAAUGUUGGGCGAGUUCG
Metopolophium dirhodum (rose-grain aphid) is the source of this 4765-nucleotide messenger RNA. RefSeq lists its product as uncharacterized. The transcript is spliced from 2 exons. The coding region runs from base 2560 to 3657 and encodes 365 amino acids. Gene Ontology annotation, molecular function: protein dimerization activity. The record is from RefSeq and is a predicted model, not a curated record. NCBI's taxonomy places the organism in Eukaryota, Metazoa, Arthropoda, Insecta, Hemiptera, Aphididae.